AUGGCGGCUGCGGACGCUUCGGCCGCUCUCCACGGCCCUUCUUCCUGCCCUCAGCUGGCAAGGAAGAAUCACCCUUGGGGCGCUGCCGAGAUACGGUGUACCCAGUGUGGGAAAAGAGUGCCCAGCCUUUCCGGUCAUCAGCAUGAACUUCAGUGUGGACACACAUUUUGUGAACAGUGCUUGUUGAUAACCGAAGGAUACAGCACAACUGUAAGCCCCAAUUGUGAGGUUGCUACAACUAUAAGUACAAGACAGGAAGACAACCCAAUAGAUGAAUGUAUUAAAGAAGAUUCUCUUAUGGAAAAACUGCAGCCUGAAAUGACAAAAAAUUGUUCUCAGGAUUUUAAAAAGACUGUCAGUCAGCCAACUAUUGGUUUAGAAAAUUCAGCCUCCACACACAGGACUGUUUUGAGCUCAUCAUCUGUCAUGGCGGAGUCUAAGACUACGGAAGAAAUUGAUGAUGCAUUGACGGUAGCAGGUUAUAAUUUUGAACAAUUAAGUACUGCUGUAAAAAUGCUUAAGCAUAUGCAUAAUCAAGCAAAAGAGGAGACAGACAGUCUUAUAGAGAUUCUUGAGAAACAAUUUGAUCAACUUUUUGCUUCGCUUCAUUCCAGGAAAAAGAGUCUGUGCGAAGAAGUUGUGAGAAAUACAGAUGAUUACUUCUCAUAUGUAGUAAUGACUAAAGAUUACGUUGAAGAAAAAAAAAAUUAUUUGGAUGCAGCCAUGAAGAUAGCCAGAGAAUUGAAAUCUGCACCUUCUCUAAGGACAUAUUGUGAUCUGAGUCAGAUUAUCCGAACUUUGAAAUUAUCAUAUGAGAGUGAAUUGUCAGAAGUGGCCUCUCUAAAAUUAAGGCGUUUUCCCAGGUUGAAUAUAAACUGCAGUGAGAUCACCUAUAUGUUCAACAAUAUUGGGAAAAUUGAAUUUGAGGACUCAACAAAAUUGUAUCCCCAAGAAAAUGCAAUUGGACAGACUGUUCAAAAGAAGUUUAAUACUAAAAAGAAAUUUUCUUGUCAUGCUGCAUACCAAACUAAUGAGGCACACCCAGUAACUUUGCUCUCUGAAACCAAUGAGGUGCAUUCUGAAGCCAAACCCUUUCAGUCCAAGAAAGAGGUGGUUACUAAAACCAUUGCUGCUCUUCCUCAAAUGGGAUCUAGUCCUGAUGUGAUCAUUGAAGAAAUCAUUGAAGAGAACCCGGAAAGUUCUCCAGAGCUAGUUUUGGUAAGCCAUGUAAUACAUCCUUGCCACUUCUAUAUUCGGAAGUAUUCGCAAAUAAAAGAUGCAACGUUAUUAGAAAAGAAGGUGAACCAGAUUUGCAACAAGAGUUUACAUCUCAGUCCUUCGGAUAUCUUGGACCUAGGUACAAGAAUAUUUGUAAACAGUAUUGAGAAUGGAAUGUGGUGUCGAGGAAUGAUCACUGAAUUAAUUCCCAUAGAAAAUAAAGACAUGAGAAAACCUGGGAGUCCAACCAAGUGCUCAGUCUGUGAAGUUGCACUACUGCAAAUAUUUAUGGUAGAUUUUGGAAAUUCUGAAGUCUUAAUUGUUCCUGGAAUUGGUGAGACACGUGUGAGACCAGAACACAUUGCUGAGCAGCAUAUAGUUCUAAGUGAUCUAUGCCUGGUUCUAAGGAAGCCUGACUCCUUUAUUGAAGAGAUGCUGGAAGACAUCCAGCCAUUUGCUCAGCCAUGCUCACUGAAAGACAUUGUACCGCCAAAUUCAAAUAAAGGCUGGGGAAAAGAAGCUAAAAUGGAAUUUUUGAAAAUGGUAAAUAACAAGGCUGUUUUAAUGAAAGUUUUUCAAGAGGAGGAUGGGAUGCUCAUUGUAGACCUACAAAAACCACCAACAAAUAAAAUAAGUAGUGAUAUGCCAGUGUCUCUCAGAGAUGCUUUAGUUUUCAUGGAACUAGCAAGGUUUAGGUCACAAUCACCAAGAAGUUAUGCUGAAAAUACUAUGACUUUACACUAUAAUCUACCUGUUUUGCCAAACAAAAUGACAAAUAUAUCGGUUAUGGUUUGUCAUAUAAAUAGUCCUAGUGAUUUCUAUCUUCAGUUGAUAGAGAGCCUGGAUUUUUUGUUUCUGUUAAAGACAAUGGAGGAAUUCUAUAAAAGUGAAGAUGAGGAAAACCUGGAAAUCUUCUGUCCAGUUCAAGGUCAAGCCUGUGUAGCUAAGUUUGAAGAUGGCAUUUGGUACCGAGCAAAAGUCAUUGGGUUACCUGGACAUCGGGAAGUUGAAGUUAAAUAUGUUGACUUUGGAAAUACUGCAAAAGUAACACUUAAAGAUAUGCGUAAAAUAAAGGAUGAGUUUCUGAGUCCCCCAGAGAAGGCAAUGAGAUGUAAGUUAGCAUAUAUAGAACCAUGCAAAAAGGCAAUGCGGUGGUCCAAAGAAGCUAAAGAAAAAUUUGAAGAAAAGACUCAAGAUAAAUUUAUGACAUGUUCAAUCAUUAAAAUUCUGGAAGAUAACGUGCUUUCAGUUGAGCUUUUUGAUUCUUUUGGUGCUUCUGGAAUGACUUCUACGAGUAUUAAUGACCAGCUAGUCAAAGAGGGCUUAGCAUCUCAUGAAGUUGGUUUAGAAGAAAAAAUGGUUGCUGCUUAUGAAAAUUCAAAAUGGGAACCUAUUAAAUGGGAAAAUGAUAUGCAUUGUGCUGUUUUGAUCCCUGAUAAAAAUCAGUGGCGAAGAGGCCAGAUCAUCAGAGUGGUUUCAGACACAGUGGUAGAGGUCUUGCUGUAUGAUGUGGGUGUUGAACUAACAGUAAAUAUUAACCAUUUAAGAGAACUUGAAGAAAAUCUAAAGACAAUGGGAAGAUUAUCUUUGGAAUGCUCUCUUGUGAAUAUAAGACCAACAGGUGGAAGUGACAAAUGGACAGCAACAGCUUGUGACUGUCUUUCAUUUUACCUAACUGGAGCUAUCGCAACUAUAAUCAUACAGGAGAACAACACAAUGUGGCCCUUGCCUGUGAAAAUUUUCUGCAAAGAUGAAAAAGGAGAGCGUGUUGAUGUUUCUAAAUACUUGAUUAAAAAGGGUUUGGCUUUGAAGGAAAAGAGAAUUAGUAAAUUAGAGAACAAUGAUUCACUUUCUGAGAAGCCUCUCGAAAUCUCCCUGGAACAUGUAGGUUCAGUAGAUACUACGAGUAUUAAAAUUAACUGUGACCCUGACAAAAAGGCUGCUGAUAACAGUGAACAAAAAGUAUCUGAAUGUAAGGACAAAGUUCGAGAACCAAAAUGCCAUGGAUGCUACAAACCACCUACUAUUCCUAACAUGGAAGUAUUUGAUGCAGUAGUCAGCUGCAUUGGAGAUGAUGGAACUAUUUUUGUGGUACCUAAGUUAUCAGAAUUUGAUCUAGUGAAAAUGAUGAAUGAAAUUCAGAAUAAUUUAAAAUGUCUUGGCCUUUUGGAGCCUUACUUCUGGAAAAAAGGAGAAGCCUGUGCCGUAAGAGGGUCAGAUACUCUGUGGUACCGAGGCAGGGUAAUGGAAGUUGUCAGUGGCACCAUCAGGGUACAAUAUUUAGAUCAUGGAUUCAUGGAGAAGAUUCCACAGUGUCAUCUUUACCCUAUUUUGCUGUACCCUGAUAAACCCCAGUUUUGUAUUCCAUGUCAGCUCCAUAAUACCAUACCUAUCGGGAAUGCCUGGCAACCAGAUGCAAUAGGACUCCUCCAGGAACUGCUUUCAAAGAGAGAGGUGGAAAUUCAUGUGAUGACACCAACAGAUUAUGAUAAAAAGGUUGAGGAGGAGAGUUGGGAGAUAAGAUUUGAGGUGUAUAUUUGCCUUGACCCUGUAGAAAAUUUUAAUCAGUGUAAUGACACAGAUGAUAGUGGAGUCGGCUGGGAAUCAGAAUCCGAGAGCCUGGAUGAAGCCCUGCAAAAGUUUAAUAAAAAUGUAGACACUUUACUUCCUCUGACAGAUUUUAGAACAGAAAUGCCUUGCCUUGCAAAGUAUGAUGAUGGCUUAUGGUAUAGAGCAAAAAUUGUGUCCAUUAAAGAAUUUAAUCCCCUAGCUGUUCUGGUACAAUUUGUUGAUUAUGGAUCCACUGAAAAACUGACAACAAACAGACUGUGUCAAAUUCCGCUUCACCUUAUGCAGUAUCCAACCCGAGCCAUAAAAGUGCUCUUGGCAGGGUUUAAACCCCCAGUAAGUGAUCCAGGAAAGACAAGAAUACCGUAUUGUCCCAACUGGAGCAUGGAGGCAUUGUGGGCUAUGAUAGACUGUCUUCAGGGAAAACAACUUUAUGCUUCUUCCAUGGCUCAAGCACCAGAACAAAUAGUGACAUUAUAUGAAGAUGAACAGUAUCCAGUGCAUAUGCCAUUAGUAGAAAUGGGGCUUGCAGAGAGAGAUGACUGAUGUAUAUUGCAUACAGGACAGCAUCUGUAGGGAGCUCAGAAGAGUUUCGCUUGGAUCUUUUCAGCUUAUUUUUCUUGACUUGUCCUACAAUAGUGCUUUUUUCGUUUGUUUGCUUUUUCUACAUGUUGAACCACUAGGAGUUGUUUGGAAACUAUCUGAAAACAUGGUUAAUAAAUAUUUGUUUUCAAAACUUG
Molecule: messenger RNA, 4526 nt
Organism: Echinops telfairi (small Madagascar hedgehog)
Lineage: Eukaryota; Metazoa; Chordata; Mammalia; Afrosoricida; Tenrecidae
Gene: RNF17
Product: ring finger protein 17
Exons: 33
Coding region: 1-4332 (1443 amino acids)
Source: RefSeq, a predicted model, not a curated record